GCUGACGGGGGCCAUGUCUGCAUUGCCAGCUGUCUAGAUGCAAAGCAGCUAACCGGUUAGCUGCCUGAGCUACAUUUGCCUCUACAUUUCGGGGUAUAAUCAACGAAACACCCCUCCACCCCGUUAACAACGGCGUAUCGGGAGGUCGCAAUGCCGGUUCACUCCCGGGAGAAGAAAGAAAGCAACCACGAAGAAAUGGAGGUGGAUUAUCCCGAGCAGGACGGCAGCAGCACAGACGAGGAGGACACCGUCAGCUCGUCCGUGUCUGAAGAUGGGGACAGCUCCGAGAUGGAUGAUGAGGACUGUGAGAGGAGGAGGAUGGAGUGUCUGGAUGAGAUGACCACCCUGGAGAAGCAGUUCACGGACUUGAAGGAGCAAUUGUAUAAAGAGCGUCUGAGCCAGGUGGACAUCAAGCUGCAGGAGGUGAUGGCCGGCUGUGCCCAAGAGUACCUGGAGCCUUUAGCCAACCUGCAGGAGAACAUGCAGAUCAGGACCAAAGUUGCUGGAAUCUACAGGGAGCUGUGUUUGGAGUCGGUGAAGAACAAGUAUGAGUGUGAGAUCCAGGCUGCCUGUCAACACUGGGAGAGUGAGAAGUUGCUGCUGUUUGACACCGUGCAGAGUGAACUGGAGGAGAAAAUAAGAAGACUGGAGGAAGACAGACACAGUAUUGACAUCACCUCAGAGUUGUGGAAUGACGGGUUGCACUCGCGGAAAAACAAAAAGAAAGACCCGUUCUGCCCCGUCAAGAAGAAGAAGCCGGUUGUCGUUUCUGGGCCUUAUAUCGUUUACAUGCUGCAAGAUCUUGAUAUUCUUGAAGACUGGACUGCAAUAAGAAAGGCGAUGGCGUCUCUUGGGCCACACAGGGUGAAGGUGGAUGCUCCCGCAGUCAAACCUGACAGACAUCACCAUGUGGCUCGCUCUGAGGACGGUCGACUUUUCUAUGACAACCAGUGGUACUGCAGAGGACAGGCCAUCUGCAUCAACAGGAAAGAUGAGUACCCAACUAGUGCCAUCAUCACCACCGUGAACAACGAUGAGGUGUGGUUCAAACGUCUGGACGGCACCAAGUCAAAGCUGUACAUCUCCCAGCUGCAGAAAGGCAAAUACACAAUCAAGCACUCGUAAAAAAAAAAAAAAAACUUCACGCAGACACAAACAGAAAAACAACCCUCAUCUCUGCUGUGUUUCAAUUUGUCUACUGUCAUUGUGAUAUCCUUCAACCUACUUGCCAUAUGUACAGCCACACACACACAGAGAGAGGGGAAUUGAGGAGUGUUUAUAGUUACUAAAACAAACUAUCGACUGACCCUUGUAGUCUAAGGGAAUGAUCAUCUGUAAAUAUGUAUGUAUGUUGAUAUUCUUGACAAGGUCACAAAGUGUCAUUUUCUCUGGACCGGAGAUCAAUGCAAAGUGCUGCUAAAGAAAUCAAGGGGCGAAGAAAUGGAGCCGUAUCGAACUUUGAACAGUGGAGAUGAGUUGCGUGCCUUUUUGAGAUAAGAUGAAGCCUCUGCUGAUGGAGACGAGCGAGAGAGAAAAAAGAAAGAAUGAUAACGGUAAACUAUUAUUAUCAAUGCAGUGAAGCCUUACUCUGUACUGUGUUAGCUCUAAGAGGACUGAAGCGGGUCAUUGAACAAGUGAGCGAGAGACCCUGAUCCAGGUGAGGAUGCUGUCAGCUGUGUGUUUGAUUUUGCUCUCCAGCCGCAUCAGUGAGAUUUGAAUUUCAUGCUCCAUAGAGCCUAUUUAAUCCGUAUCAGGAUCCCCAGCGACCCCAGUUAGAGGGAAAAACGUUUGAUUUAGUUGAAACAAAUUGCACAAGUGUCGAUACAGGGAUGCUGAAUGAUUAAUCAAUUUAGCAAACGUGGUUAUGUUGUGAACAUAGAAAGAUAGAAAUAGUCUUCCCUUUUCUUGAAGCCCAACUCGAGGUGCCACUUGACUAAAUGAGCUCUUCAUUUUUAAAUGUAAUUUUCACAGCUUUAUGUUUGAAGUUCAAACUAAGGCCAGCUUUGGGCACUAAGCAUUAGAAACUUGGAGACUGUGUUUAAGGAAUACAGUGAAAGGAGGUGCCCUGUAUAUAGAAUUUGUGUUUCGUCACUGUGAUUCUUUCUCUUCCUCCGAUCAUGUUGCCAUGUUUCUGCGAGUGCCUGAAUGUAAAAAUGUACAGGCGGAUCCAGACAUAACUUACUCUACUCCACAGUUGUGUUGGCUGCAUCAUUGCCUGUGGUGAGGGUCCUAUAACAGCCUAAGAGUUGUUAUUCAUGGUGCCAUUUUUAUUUGUAUUUCUGUCUAAAUUAAGCCUAUUUUGAGUGUUGACGUCCAGUGUUAAUGUUAGCAAGUAUCUUUUGUCACUUUUCCUUUUUGUUUGUUUGUGUCCUCCCCCCUCAUAGCUGUCUCUUCUGUUCCCUAUUCUCCUUUCGCUGCCUCUUAAGUGUUCCUCAACAAUGACAUACAAACAGUAAAUUUAAGGAUUUUUUUGUUGUGUGUACAAUCCAUCCAAUCGAACUCUCCGUCUCUCUAUUUUGUACUCGUUUCAAUGCAGAGAUUUUGUUUUGUGUUGUAUUUACGGUGCUGAAUAUUUUUUUUAUCAUUGCAUACAUACUUGAGAUAUUACCUGCCAAUAGUAUUGUAAAAUAAGAAAAAGAGGGCGGGGGGUGCAACACAAAAAUCAUAAACAUGAAGUGUGUGUUAAGCCUGAUGUGGCGCUCACUGAGUAUAACGUCGUAGUUUGUUGCAAGUUUAGUUUUUUUUGUUUCUGCUACAUUUCUACCUUUUUAUGCACUAUGGUACCUUUUUCCAUAUUACAGGUAAAAGGAAAAUCAUGUGACAUUGUGCCAAUGCAUGCAGAGCUGAUGAUAUAUAUUGUUUGUAUCAUUUGAAGGGAUUCAAACCUGCACAUAAACAAUUCUUUAUCCUUUA
Labrus bergylta (ballan wrasse) is the source of this 2913-nucleotide messenger RNA. It is a transcript of the gene brms1lb, whose product is annotated as BRMS1 like transcriptional repressor b. Gene Ontology annotation, cellular component: Sin3-type complex. Gene Ontology annotation, molecular function: histone deacetylase binding. NCBI's taxonomy places the organism in Eukaryota, Metazoa, Chordata, Actinopteri, Labriformes, Labridae. The record is from RefSeq and is a predicted model, not a curated record. Gene Ontology annotation, biological process: negative regulation of transcription by RNA polymerase II.